Magnolia sinica is the source of this 2450-nucleotide messenger RNA. Its product is annotated as zinc finger CCCH domain-containing protein 8-like. Lineage: Eukaryota; Viridiplantae; Streptophyta; Magnoliopsida; Magnoliales; Magnoliaceae. Bases 481 to 2178 code for a protein of 565 amino acids. The transcript has 12 exons. The record is from RefSeq and is a predicted model, not a curated record. Gene Ontology annotation, molecular function: metal ion binding; mRNA binding.
ACCCAUAAAUAACGAUCUGGGCUCUGGUUCGUCGCGCUGACGGUCCAUGGCAUGGCCAGCAAAGGCAUGUGGCCUCAAGAAAAGGUAAUCUGAACCGUUCAUCUAGCGGUGCUUACGAAAAGUACUCCAUCAGUCAGAAUUUUCCACUCAUGGGCCUCGAAACUAACGGCUAAAAGAAGUGUUCAGUGCUCCACCUUUCAGAGAGGAAACACCCCGCUGACAUUAUUCCAGGGCCCCGCUGACAUGCACAGCGGUGCACGCGCGAAACGACGGUCCGAUCAUUCGAUAAAGGUGCCACUAUUCCUCCGGUGGAACUCACGAGCGCGACGGAAAUUCUUGCGUCCGUCGCGCGCCUAGGGUUUUCUUCCUUCGAAUUCCCAAACACAACGCCAGUCUCUCUCUCUCUCUCUCUCUCUCUCUCUUUUUCCCGCCAUCUCUCUUAUAUUUUCCAUUUUCUUGCGUUUCUUGAACUCCUCUUUCAUGGCGAAUCCGCUUUACGGCUACAAUACGAGCUACGGAGGCGCCAGCCUCCCAAGCGUCUACUCUUCCAGACUCAGCAGCGGCUCCAUCACAGAUCCGUACAUGUCCGACCCGUCCUUGAUCGGUGCGUCGCGAUAUCUCAGCUCGGAUCCGCUAUCGGCGAACGAAUCCUCCAAGUUUUCUGUCCUCGACCGUGGAUCGCUGUUCUUGAACCAGAGCGACAGCUUGAGGUUCUCUGGGAGCGAAAUCGGCGGGCCUGGGAGCUUUGCAAGAGGUGUUGGAGCGGCUGUGGGGACGCCUUCAUUGUACUCGCAGACGUCAUGGCCUGGUGUGGAUGGCUUGGGUGCGGUGGAGCCGGCGGUUCCUGGCGUGAAACGGUCUGCUGCUGAAGCUCUCUACCAUCAGACUGUUCUGGGAAGUCAUAGCACUUUUGGGCAAAGUGAAGCUUUAUUUUCUACAAAUUCUUUGGCCAAGCGCCCUAGAUUCGAAAGUACAAGCAAUCUGCCUAUUUAUCCACAGAGACCAGGAGAGAAGGAUUGUGCUCACUAUAUGUUGACAAGAACGUGUAAGUUUGGAGAGAGCUGCAAGUUUGACCAUCCUAUUUGGGUUCCUGAGGGUGGAAUUCCAGACUGGAAAGAGGUUCCACUUAUCCCUACCAUUGAAUCUCUUCCAGAUAGACCAGGAGAACCUGAUUGUCCAUACUUCUUGAAGACUCAAAGAUGCAAGUUCGGCUCCAGGUGCAAGUUCAACCAUCCAAAAGACAAUGUUUUAAAUGUAUCUGCUGGAGGUAUUGGUGCAGAGGGUGCUUUGGUAACAGCUGAUACUUCUGUAUUACCCGAGAGGCCAUCUGAGCCAAUAUGUUCGUAUUACGCAAAGACUGGACAGUGUAAAUUUGGUGUGAAUUGCAAGUUUCAUCACCCGAAAGAUGUUCAAAUACCAUCAGGUGGACAAGAUCCUGGUAGCGGAGAGCAGAAUGAAUCAGCUAUGAAGGAUGCUGAGGUGGAUGCAAGGCCAAUGAAGACAUUUGUUCCAUUCACCCCAGCAUUGCUGCAUAAUUCCAAGGGAUUGCCAAUAAGACUGGGUGAAGUGGAUUGUCCAUUCUACCUCAAGACUGGCAGUUGUAAGUAUGGUGCCACUUGCCGCUAUAAUCAUCCGGACAGACAUGCUAUCAAUCCACCAGUUGUUGGUGCUCUAGGCCAUGCGCUUAUAACCUCUCCAGCCACCAAUCUUCCAAUUGGAGUCAUAAAUCCUGCUGCAUCUAUUCUUCCAAACAUUGAUCCACGUUUGGCUCAGACAGCGCUGGGAUUGGGCCCAACUAUAUAUCCUCAACGACCUGGACAGAUGGAAUGUGAUUUCUACAUGAAAACUGGAGAAUGCAAAUUUGGAGAAAGAUGCAAAUUCCAUCACCCAAUUGAUAGGUCAGCACCCACACCAUCAAUGAUGAAGCAGGUCCAAGAAAACGUAAAGCUUACUCUCGCUGGCCUUCCAAGAAGAGAGGGUGCAGUAAUCUGUGCGUUCUACAUGAAGACAGGCACAUGCAAGUAUGGUGCCACGUGCAGGUUUGACCAUCCACCCCCAGGAGAGGUCAUAGCCAUGGCUGCAGCGCAAGGGAUGUCUGGAGGAGGGGAAGAGAGAGAUGCAGAAAUAGCUGAGGCUGAGGCUGCAGUAGCCACCCCUGAUGUUGCAGAACAACAGUAAACAUCCCUUUAUGACAUGUUUUCUUGCCUAUUUCAGUCAAUGAAUCCAAUCAGACCAUUUCCCUUUUAUACUUGCUUUUUCUUUAUGUUUGUACUUCUCUGAGGGAACCGGGCAUGGCUUCUUUUUGGUGGAUACCCUGCAGUUGCCGUUGAUCCCGUAGUUUUUCUAAAUUGGUUCCUAACAGGGCAUGUCUAUAUGAACUGCCUAUAUGUUCAGGGUUUUUGUGUAUUUAUAAAAAUAAUAGCAGUAGUACCAAAGAAGAUCUUACAGGA